Messenger RNA from Venustampulla echinocandica, 8814 nucleotides. RefSeq lists its product as uncharacterized. The record is from RefSeq and is a predicted model, not a curated record. The transcript has 2 exons. Gene Ontology annotation, molecular function: phosphopantetheine binding; catalytic activity. Gene Ontology annotation, cellular component: cytoplasm. The coding region runs from base 1 to 8814 and encodes 2937 amino acids. NCBI's taxonomy places the organism in Eukaryota, Fungi, Ascomycota, Leotiomycetes, Helotiales, Pleuroascaceae. Gene Ontology annotation, biological process: secondary metabolite biosynthetic process; amino acid activation for nonribosomal peptide biosynthetic process.
AUGGCUGUGUUUCCAUCGACUGAUCCCUCUGAAGCUACCGCCAGCGAAGCCUGCCCUAAAAAGUGCAGUAGUGAAUUUACCAGUCAAGAAUCCCAAGAAUUUUCCCUGCAAAUGCCGCAUUCGUACACCCUCGAUGUGCUACGUGGAGUUUGCCAUGUUGAAGAACAGCUAAACUUCAUCCGAUGCGCCUGGUUGCUUGUGGGUUCAAGAUAUAUGGAUACAGAUGAUGCUGUCUUUGCCUACAACGAUGCAUCAUGCGGCGAGCGAGCAGUUGCCAUGAGCAUCCCAAUCGACUACACAAUUACAAAAAGCCAGUUCCUCUCUGAGACGGGAGGUAAAAUUGACCAGGAAAUAGAUAUUCAACGUCGCGAAGAUUCAAAUACUCAAGUUGCGCCGCGGAAUCUUCUGUGCAUAUGCAGAGAAGCGUCCAUCAAUCAAUGGGCCUCGGAAUCUUUUGAUCUUAUAGUCGAUAUAAAGCUUGAGGAAGUAGUCUCGGUAUCAUACACCUUUAAUGAAGAUGUUUUCUCUGCCGUGCAGAUUAGACGAAUCCAUCGCCAGUUAUCUCAUACUCUUCUACAGCUUCAAGUACAAGAUGAUGCUGCUCAGAUUGCACAUUUUCGGAUACUGAAUGACGAUGACAAAUUGGAGAUCAAUUCGUGGAAUCAGGUCCCACCAAGAAGACAAAAUGAUUCUUUCGACGCCGUUUUGAGGCGCCAUGUGCUUGCCCAACCACAGGCACUAGCCAUCAAUGGCUGGGAUGGCAGCUUCACAUACCUCGAACUGGACCAGCUGUCCGACAAAUUCGCCCGCUACCUAAUUCAAUCAGAAGUUCCAGGUGAUCCAAGGAAAUACAUUGCAAUAUGCUUCGAGAAAUCAGCCUUUGCGGUCAUUGCAAUGAUAGCUAUACAAAAGGCAGGGGCUGCUUACGUGGUUCUUGACCCAAGCCACCCAGCCGAUAGGUUGGCAGGUAUUGUGUCUUUGACCCAGGCGACCACAGUCAUUUCAUCUCAAAAGCAAUCCAAGCACAUCGGUCAGUUAGUGUCAACUGUAAUCACGCUUGACCUCCCUUUCCUGGACCAGCUACCGCAGACCAUAACUACUCUUCCGUUGGUCUCCCCAUCGGCCACCGCCUAUAUCCAAUUCACGUCUGGAAGCACAGGAGAACCCAAGGGCGUAAUAAUCGAACACCGUUCAUUGUGCUCGGUUUGCGGGGCCCAUGCUUAUUGGAAGCUUGGUCCUGGCACUCGAUUUCUUCAAUUCGCGUCAUACGUCUUUGCUGCAAGUGUUGUAGAAAUAUUCAGCACUUUGUAUUAUGGCGGAUGUAUAUGCAUACCAUUGGCUGAAAGUCAGAAGGAUCGUCUACCUCAAUGCAUUCAGGACUGGGAUAUCAACACUGCACUUAUGACUCCCACUGGUGCUAGUCUGAUGCAUCCAGACAAAGUUCCAGGAUUGAGGACAUUACUCUUAGGUGGCGAGGCUGUGACGAAGGCGAUUUCCAGUUGCUGGGCAGGUAAAGUCGCACUUUUCGUAGGCUAUGGCUCAUCUGAGGCGACUUUUGGCUGUACUGGCCGCCAGAUCUUCGAGGACGACAAAGUUCCACAGGAUGUUGGCAAAGGCAUAAACGUCCGAUAUUGGAUUGCAGAUCCACAGGAUCAUGACCAGCUCUUGCCGGUGGGAUGUGUAGGCGAACUGCUUGUCGAGGGACCAGGCUUGUCUGCCGGAUAUUUGAAUGAUCCAGAAAGAACCGCAAAAUCAUUUAUCGCAAAUCCAAAGUUUCUAUCUGGCGACAUAAAUGAUUCAGGUCAUCCGCGUCGAUUGUUGAAAACUGGUGAUCUGGUACGAUAUUCCGGCGCCGGAAGCAUUAUCUACAUCGGUCGAAAGGACACCCAAGCAAAAUGGAAUGGGAUAAGAAUCGACUUAUCUGAGGUUGCACAUUGUUUUAAGUUGUCACUUAAGGGCUCGCGGGCGGUGGUAGCUGAGAUGAUUUCCCCAGAACAACUACAGGGCAGAACCUUUCUGACCGCUUUUGUCUCCUUGGAGGAAACUGCCAUUGGCGCACAAACUGCUUUUCCAGUCGAAAAGCUUCUGCUACCAACAACUUCGGAGUUUCAAGCAGAAAUGGUAGACGCAAAGAUCCAACUUCAAAAAAAGGUACCUCAUUACAUGGUUCCUCAAUUAUACGUCCAAGUCGGAACAAUGCCAACGAAUAUAAGUGGUAAAACUGACAGGAAGUCACUAAGGAGCCUCGGAUCUACCUUCUCACCGGCACUGAUUGCAAAGUACGGUUUGUCAGUAGCGAAAGAGUCUGGUCCUUUACUAGUUACGGAACAACUUUUACAAGAUGCUUGGGCUGAAGUAUUAAAGAUACCUGCCAAUAUUAUUGGAAAUGGAAACUUUUUCCAGCUGGGCGGGGAUUCUGUUACUGCCAUGCAUUUGGUUGCAAGAAUGCAACGAGUUGGUUUCUCUCUUACCGUAGCUGGGUGUUUUCGGUACCCACAACUGUCAUCAAUGGCCUCAAUCAUGGAGCAGCAACAGAUUAUUGGCUCGCAAGCACCAGAAGACCCCGAGCCCUUCACUCUAUUACCACAAAGCGCAACAUCUGACUUUUCAGGUAUCAAAGCUCACUUUUCGAGGCUUUACAGUAUCGACGAGAAGCAGAUCGAUGAUCUCUAUCCUUGCACUCCUAUGCAGGAGAGUUUGAUGGCACUUACCAUGCAAAAUCCUCAUACCUACGUCUGCCAGAACGUUAUUUCGUUGCCGGCGGAAAUUGAUGCUCAACGUUUUCAGAAAGCAUGGGAGUUGAUUUAUCAGGAAACGCCAAUUCUUCGAGCGAUAUUGGUUGACAACGAACAUGGGACCUUGGUCAUGAUUCUUGCACGAGAACUUGUUUGGAACACUAGUUCCGAUCUCCACGGGUAUCUGAUAGCGGAUAAAAAUGCCUAUAUGCUAUAUGGAGAUAAUCUAAGUCGAUUUGCAUUCAUCGAGUCAAACAACGGCGAACAUUAUUUAGUUUGGACCUGGCAUCAUGCCAUAUUGGACGGUUGGGCUUUAUAUCAAGUGCUAUCACGGGUCAUGGACGCAUAUAAUGGCAACCCACUUCGACAAUCGCCCUCUUUCACUCGCUUUUCACGUUAUUUGUUACAGUGCGAUAAAGAUAUCGCCCGCAAUUUCUGGCAUUCGGAGCUUGCAGAAGCGCGUUUCAAUCAAUUUCCACAGCCUCUUCAAUCAUCUGAGAGAUCCCAAGCGCGUACGGAUUCGAUCAUAGAACAUCUGUCUCGCAACGACUUUCAAGCCCAAGGCGACUUCACAAUGUCUACUGUUCUACAAGCAGCAUGGGCUAUGGUGGUAUCAGCGUACUCGGGCACGAAUGACGUAAUAUUUGGGGCCGUGAGUGCUGGCCGCCAUGCUCCUAUUCUCGGAAUACUAGACAUCAUUGGACCAACUAUUGCCACUAUACCACUCCACGUUCGUCUUGAAAACAAUCUCACGGUUUCAAUGUUCCUCAGCCAACUACAAAUUCAACAUGCUUCUUUAAUGGCGCAGGAGCAUUUUGGGCUCCAGAACAUUGCAAAAUUGGGAGAAAAUUACGCUCAACUAUGCCAAUUUCAAAAUCUUCUCGUGAUACAACCUACGGCCACCGACGUUGCAACUCUACAAGGGAUAACCCUUUUACCCGAUUUACAACAUAUGUCCUAUAAUUACCCUUUGAUAAUGGAAUGCCAGCUCAGGGCCGGGAGUGUGAAGUUUAGGGCCCAGUUUGAUAGUUCUGCUCUGUCAAAUGAUUAUAUCCAGGGUAUGGUCCAUCACAUGUCCUAUAUAACCCAACAGCUCGUUUCGGAUCAAUCACGCAGAGUAAAAGAUAUUGAGAUGUUCUCGCCUCGUGACGAAACCCAGAUCUCUACUUGGAUGCAAACAGAACCGGUGCCCCAGCAGGUUAACGAAUGUGUUCAUGCUGUUAUCGGAGAGCGUUCCCUUGAAAGUCCAGACUCGGAGGCUAUAUGCGCCUGGGAUGGGACCUUCACAUAUAGUGAAGUUGAGAAAUGGUCCGACCUAUUUGCGAAGCGUUUAUUAGCCCUCGGACUCAAAUCUGGGACUUAUGUGCCGAUAUGUUUUGAAAAGUCUAGAUGGGCAGUUGUUGCUAUGUUGGCCCUUAUAAAAUGUGGAGCUGCAUACGUUGUCUUGGAUCCAAGCUACCCCAUCCUGCGGCUACAAAGUAUUGUAAAGGAUGUUGAGGCUACAAUCAUCAUCACAAGCGGACAACAUCGGAGCCACGUGGAAGAUCUAGCAGCCACCGUGAUUACCUUUGAGAAUGAUGAACUACCUCAAAACCGGAUAAGUGAUGAGAUAUCCUUUCCGGAAGUGUCUCCUUCAUCCCCCGUCCUGAUACAGUUUACUUCGGGCUCUACUGGAAUUCCCAAAGGGAUUGUUAUCCAGCAUGCCGCCCUCUGCUCAAGCUCAUCUGCUCAUGCAUCGUUUUACGGUGUUGGGCGAAAUACUCGUAUGUUCAACUUUGCGGCUUUCGCUUUUGAUGUUAGCGUUGCAGAUAUAUGGACAACUUUGAUGCACGGAGGUUGCGUAUGCAUUCCAAGAGAUGAAGACAGAUACAACAAUGCUAGCAAGGCAAUUAGGGAGUUGGAUGCUAAUAUGAGUUUUCUGACACCCAGUGUGGCUACUCUCCUGGAUCCUAAAGAAACUCCGUUAAAAAAAUUGAUACUUGGUGGGGAGAGAGUAACAUAUGGACUAGUUGAGAAAUGGGCAGACUCGGUUGACCUCAUCGCUUGUUAUGGACCGGCCGAAACUUGCAUAUACUCAAGUGCAACUCUCCCGCUAUCGAAAGAAAGUAACCCUGCAAGUAUCGGAAAACCUUUUGGUUGCCGGUACUGGAUUGUGGAUGUUAUCGACAUUGAUCGGUUAGCUCCUGUUGGUUGUGUUGGUGAACUCUGUAUUGAAGGCCCAAUUCUUGCCAAAGAGUAUCUGAACGAUCCUAUUAAGACGGUGGCUUCCUUUAUUAAAAACCCGCCAUGGGCAAAAGGAGGAACAGAGAGUAGCCCACGCAGAUUUUACCGGACCGGGGACCUCGUCCGUUAUGAUUCAGAUGGGUCGGUCAUAUUUGUUGCUAGAAAAGACACCCAAGUUAAAGUUAGUGGGCAGCGAGUGGAGCUUGCGGAAGUCGAACACAGUCUUUUCACGUUCAAGGAUGUCAAGAGCGCAGCAGUGCUACUCCCCGAGACAGGUUUGUUCAAAUCCAAGCUUAUAGCCAUGGCGGUUUUGAACGGGCCUACGCCGGAAGAGAUCACCACAUCUUUACAACUCUCAUCAAUCUUACACAACAACGAGCUGCCAAAUACGAUCUCACGUCUCCGCAAGCAUUUAUCAUCAACCCUAACGCCUUACAUGGUUCCUUCUUUCUUUGUAGUUGUGAAGGCAAUGCCACAUAACUCCUCGGGGAAGAUUGACAAGAACAAGCUCCGAAUCUGGUUAGAAAAUGCAGAUGACGAGACCCGGCAAAUCAUAAUAUCACAGGCGGCCACGAAAACCACCAACACUCCCUUAACGGUCACUGAGCGGAAGUUGCAGCAACUUUGUGCAGAGGUGUUAAGGAUGGGAGUAGAGCAGAUUUCCAUGAACCAAGAUUUCAUUAGUAUUGGUGGAGAUUCCAUUUCCGCAAUACGAUUGGUGAUGCUUGCCCGAACUGCAGGAAUUGAAUUGAAGGUUAAAGAUAUUAUAACGAGCCCAAGCAUUCUCGAUUUAUGUGCCUAUGCAACCAACGUUGAUGUGGCACAAGAGGAAAAUAUUGUGCAAGACGGGGCAUCCCAUGGUGGCAAUGCAUUUGUCACCAGUAUAGGCCAGGAGUUGCUCCACGGAUCGUGUCGAAAUUCGUCUGACCUUGCGAAUUCAGGCUCUUCUUCUCAAUCACUUCUAGUCCACCUCUCCCAAGAGGAAUCAACUACAGAUCUACGCACCGGCCUGGAUAAACUUGUCAAGAGACAUCCAGUGUUACGCUCACGUUUUGAAAUCGGGCGUGAUGGUCAACUAUUACAAACUAUCGAUAAAAGCCACCAGAACGCAUAUCGCUUUAGUGAACAGCACCUUGAGGAUCGCUUAGCAGUGGAACAUUGGCUACAAGAAUACACCGCAAAACUGGACAUUAUAAAAGGACCAGUCUUUAUUGUCAAUGUGCUCAGAACUAAUUCCGGAGACAAAUAUCUUCACUUCACCGCGCAUGAUCUGGUAGUAGACCAGGGGUCUUGGGAUAUUCUUGUUGAUGACUUAGGUGUCUUUCUACGCGAGAGAAAGAUGGAGAAACACUUGAUUCCUCAAUAUCAGAGUUGGGCUGAAUUUACGGCCAGGCUAGGGCCGAGGGUUCUUUCCACUGCCUAUUCGAACUACAAAAGGUAUCUAUUCAACUACUGGGAAGUUCCGGAACUAUACAGUUCCGUAUCAGAGUGGUCUAUGCAUUCUUUUAUUCUGGACCCUCAAGUGUCAGCCGCACUCGCUGGUGAUUGUAACAGAUUGUUUAGCACAGAACCUGACGAUCUAUUGAUUGGUGGGUUGCUGCACAGCUUCGCUUCAAGGCGUGGGAGCAGCAAUUCCCCAGCCUUGCUGAGCGGGUUUGAUGGAAGGAGAAUAUCAGCGCUUGGGUUAGACAUGUCUAAAACAAUUGGUCGCUUUACGAUCCCAAUGGUAUUUAGUCCCACGAUCGAGUCCGGUUCUUCGUACUUGGAAACCGUGCGAAGGAUCAAAGAUACCCGCUGUCAGUGUCUUCAGCUCAGCCGUCGGUCAACAAUCUUCUCAGCUACAUCCUCUGGGAAAUGCGACCUAAGCUUUCACUCAGAGAUUUUAUCUCGCACCCGAGCUCAUCCUGGCCGACAACACCGCAACAGCCAAUGGGAGAGUAGUUAUACCCCUUUCAACGCCAGUGUUUCCUGGAAAGAUCAAAACCUUGAGUUUAACUUUAAGAUAGACUCUGGGAUGGAUGGUUUCGAAAAUGUCAGUGAGUGCGUCACCAAAUACAAGGAACUAUUGACGUCCAUGUCACUCGAAAUGCCCAACCUAUCUCCCAGACCCACAUUAGUCAGUUAUCCGCUAUUGGCUCUAACAUAUACAUAUAACGACCUCGAGAAGCUUUACUCAGACACUUUGCCACAUUUUGGGGUAAGAUCUGUCGAGGACGUUGAAGACAUCUUCCCUUGCUCGCCUGUUCAAGAAGGAAUGUUGAUCACCCGCAGUAUGUCUUCGUCGAGGUUCUACGAAGCAGCAUCAAUUUUGGAAGUCAGGAAAACGUCAAAGACGGGUAUAGUUGAUCUUGACUUGUUGCAAAGUGCAUGGCGUCGCGUUAUGCAACACCAUCCAGUGUUGCGUACCGUUUUCUUUGAGAGUCUUUCCAACACGCACUUCUUCGACCAAGCAGUUCUCAAAUCCGCUGGCGACAAUACAACCAGAAUUGCCUGCUCGGACGAUGAGGUACUGGCAGUGCUACAGAAACCUGGAGUGUACCAUGAAAAUAACACACAAUCAAACCACAAAAUGACCAUAUGUCAAACUCCAAGUGGUCGAACGUUCAUAAAGCUUGAACUUUUGCACACAUGUUACGACGGUCACUCAACGCAAAUUAUCUUGAGAGACCUUAGCGCCGCAUAUGGGAAUACGCUCACGGCUACUUCGGAGUUCCCCUACUCCAGAUAUGUCAGUCAUUUACAGAAUGUUUCCACUACUGAGGAUCUCGAGUUUUGGGCCGGAUAUCUCAAUGGAGUACGACCUUGCCAUCUCAAACUUACGAAGGAGUGCAAUAAACCAUAUAAUACCCUCAGCACUAUACCAGUCAUCCUUCCGGAUGUGAAGCACCUUCUUAAUCGCGCUCGAAAGCAGGGGUUAACGGUGGCUAGUCUAAUUAAGACAGCAUGGAGCCUGGUCCUCCGGAGAUAUACUCAUUCGGACGACGUUUGCUUCGGUUUCGUGGCAUCCGGGAGAGACACUCCUAUUGAUGGCAUUGGCGAAGGUGUUGGGCCAUAUAUCAAACAAUUAAUCUGCCGAUCCAAGUUUGACGGCUCUGCUAAAAUGUCGCACAUAAUGAGCACAAUGCAAUCGGAAUCUUUCGACUGUAUGGCCCACCAAAACGCCCCUCUUCUAGAGAUUCAACACACUUUAGGGCUUUCUGGUGUAGCUCUGUUUAACACGAACAUGUCCCUUGUUCAUGUUUCCCGUGAUGCUCUCCGCUACGAGAGCUUCACUUAUGACUACAUUUCGCUUGCGGACCCCGCCGAGUACGAUAUCACGGUACGAAUUGAGGUGUAUGAAGAUGAUCUUGAUGUCUUACUGAGCUAUUGGAAUGGGGCUAUGACUGAGCAAAUGGCAUCAGAAGUAUCUCACUCCUUCGGGGAAACACUUAGCUACUUGGUCGAUAGUGCGACGAGCACUGUGCAAGACGUGUCCCAGUACCUGGAUGCAAAAUGCAACCGGGUGUUCCUAUCCAGCACAGUUGUCCUGGAUGAAUUCAAUGACAUCCAGGCGAUAAACCCCAAGCCGCUCUCAAUGGAUACGAACAGUACUAUGUCAGCACUACCGACGCUACGAUCUCUAGUCGCUAGUGUUCUUCGACUAGAAGAAUCCUCUCUCAACAAUGAUAUCAACUUCUUUACCUUGGGCGGCGACUCGUUAACUGCUAUGCAUCUAAUCAUCAAAGCUCGAGAGCAAAGCAUUCAUAUCACCAUGGCAGAUAUCCUUCAUGCAUCGAGCUUGAAAGAACUAUUAGGAUUUACGAAUAAUAGGCUGGAUCAACGACGACUUAACCCAUGGUGGCAUCGCAAGCCUUGA